GACAGAGCCAUUGUUAAAUCUUCUGAGGCUCAGGCGGGUUGAACCCGAGGUUUGGAAUCCGCUGUUGGGAUUCCCAUCGCGCGUUCUUGCGUGGCGCAGUCGCAUUGACUGAUAACACGCUGGCCAGUUCUUCACGCUAGGAACACGUCUAUAUCUACAUCUGCACAGUCAGCCAUCAUGUGGUCGUUUUCUAGGCCCUCUGCCCAAGACCAAGUGAUUCUGAUCGUGAACGAUAAACCAGUUCGUGGAGAAAAUGGUCAACUCAAAAUCGUCGUGUCGGUCAAGGCAUACCCGGACGGAAGAGUACAGGUGUGUUUUGAUGAUGGAAGCAUCAGAGAACUUACACUUGCCGAUUUCAGCGCAGAUGGUUCUCAAGAUGUUAUGGGGGCCGAAGAGUUUGUCCAGCAUUUGAAGCGGCUGUUCCCAGAUGUCACUGUUCAAACAUUAGAUCUAAAAGAAACGCAAGUUCCAGACGAGUCCUCUGCACCUACCACCCCGAGCGACCACCCGAGGUUGAGACAGGCGGGGAAAAUAACCGAUGAAUCAGUCCCUGAUGAGACACCACAGGAGCAAAGCAGCGGAGAAGAACAAAGUAGUGGAGGAUAUUUGAAGCGCAAUCUAUUGGUGGGGGCAAUAUGUGCACCACUUGCCGUGGGCGCAGCGGUGGUGGUUCUACCGGUGAUUGGCUUCGGGGCCGGCGGCAUAGCGGCCGGAUCCUACGCCGCCGGCAUGAUGUCGUCUGCUGCCAUCGCCAACGGUGGCGGGGUGGCUGCUGGUUCAUUGGUGGCGACCCUGCAGGCCGCCGGGGCCGCGGGCCUCGGCGCCGGGGCCACGGCAGCUGUGGGCGGUGUCGGCGCUGCCAUCGGGGGAGCUGCCUCGUACUUUGUAGGCGUGUUCCAGGAUAAAUUCAAGAAGAACAAAGAAGAAAAGGAGAAUUAAUCACUUGAAUAAUUUUAAGCCGAAAAUAUUAAUAUGAGAUUUCAGGUUUUCAAUGGUUCAAUUGUGCUAAAGUUUUUCUGCUCUGGGACAGCGGUAAAGGAAAGCAUCCCCUUCCGAAACACUGAAUAAUAGAUCCGAGUCCGUGCGAGGAAUCCUCUAAAUGGGUAAAAAAAUUACUCACUUUUCUGCAUGGUGAGAUCAAGAAAUGUUCAGCCGUUUUGUGAGUAAACCUCUUGAAGUAUUACAUGUCAUAUUGAAUGACUUUAUAUUUAUGGAAACUAUAAGUAUGCGGGAAAUAUGGGCUUAAGCUACUUAUGUUUCUAUGUUGGUUGGUUGGUGGGUGGGUGGGUUGGUGGACACUUGACUCGGCCAUAUAUUGU
Patiria miniata (bat star) is the source of this 1319-nucleotide messenger RNA. Its product is annotated as interferon alpha-inducible protein 27-like protein 2B. Gene Ontology annotation, biological process: apoptotic signaling pathway. Lineage: Eukaryota; Metazoa; Echinodermata; Asteroidea; Valvatida; Asterinidae. Gene Ontology annotation, cellular component: membrane; mitochondrion. The transcript has 4 exons. The coding region runs from base 178 to 939 and encodes 253 amino acids. The record is from RefSeq and is a predicted model, not a curated record.